AUGGUGCGCAUUCAGGUGAAGCAUGCCUGCCGGAGCCGGAGCCGGAGCCAGCAUAAGAACGACGGCAAGAAUUGUGAACUUGAGUUCCUAUACGACUGCGAAUCAUGUGGUACUAGUAUCGAAGAUAUGACGGAGGAGAUCACGGAGAUUGCCAACCUUCAAUUCCAAAUUCACCACCUCACCACUCAAUUCCUUCCUCGUCUCUCCCUUCUCCUCCACACCAACCCACAAGUGAUAUCCCUCCACAGAGCUCUCUCCGAAGCUACUUCCUACGCCUCCAAGGACCAAGUUAUGCAUGGCAAGCCAUUGUUGAGUGUUGCAUUAAGGCAACACAUGAGAAGCAUCGAAUCCGAGUUUGCAGUCAAUUAUCAGCUAUUGGAUUUUCCAGAUGCCAAGCUUGAAAGGGCGCUUCUAGAUGUGGAACUCCUUCAAGAAGACAGCGUUCAGCUUUUGUGGGCGGGGAAGGAGUUGAUGAAGGGGAAAACAUUAGCUGACUAUAUUGGAAAAAAUGAGAAGACAAAGAUCAUACUGAGGUUGUUGUCGCGUGACUCACAUUCUACCUGUAAGCCCAUUAUCACAUCUUUAACUGCUCGUGUCCCUAAGUUUGAUGGCUUUCUACAGUUCUAA
Oldenlandia corymbosa var. corymbosa is the source of this 627-nucleotide messenger RNA. Lineage: Eukaryota; Viridiplantae; Streptophyta; Magnoliopsida; Gentianales; Rubiaceae. The record is from the annotation of a GenBank genome assembly.